AUGGCCACCAGCUCGGAAAAGGAAAGUUUUGAAGAACUAAUAGAGAGCAUGAAAUUGGGCGAGGCGGAAAGGAUAUACGCGCUCUCGAACAGUGUCGGAAAGAUCCUGGAUGACUCGGAUGCUCGAAAAGUCCUAAGGCACUUCAUGGGAAGCGAAAAUAAGUCUGUGCAGUGUGUGGACAUUUAUGAGAAGUGCGCAGAGUUCCUUGAGAAGCACCCAAAGUACGAGUCCUGCGAGUUUGAAAUCCUGGCCCGACUGGGACUACCCCCCCAUCUGAAGCAGCGUCUAUUUUAUCGAUUGAACAAGGGUGAUCCCACUUCUAUCAGCCUGUGCCUUAAAAACAUCCAGGCAGAAUGUCUCAGUGAGGUGGCCGAGUCUUUUAGCGAUUUCAAAGACUCUAUCACAAAAGUACGAAUGAAUCUUAAACUAAAGACACUAGGAUAA
Molecule: messenger RNA, 444 nt
Organism: Drosophila teissieri
Lineage: Eukaryota; Metazoa; Arthropoda; Insecta; Diptera; Drosophilidae
Exons: 2
Coding region: 1-444 (147 amino acids)
Source: RefSeq, a predicted model, not a curated record